AUGUGUGGAAAGGUUAUAGUUGGAAGUGAGUCCCUAAUGAUCGUCAGGAGUUGCAUACGUGAACACUUCUGUGCAUGAGGAGAAUUUCUUUGCUGGAAGAAUGGAUAAAACAUCAAACAAACAAUACCUGCCAAAAGGUUGGAUUGCUAAGGAGUCCAGGUCACAUGGCAAAACAUACUACUGCAAUCCAAGCAGGAAUAUAUCUCUUUGGAGUAUCUCUGAGGUCAUGGCCUUUGAAAAGGGCAUGAGACAAAUGGAAAAGCCUGGAACAUCUGGAAAAUUCAAGCCAAUUGGCACCAAGUACUGCCCAACUAAAGGAAACAAUCUUGGAUGGCAAAGAUUGUGCAAAAGCAAAUCCAAUGACAGCCUCUGAAAACAAAACCUGCUUGCAGCCACAGGACAAAGCAUUCAGAAUGGUGUUCAAGGACCUCAAAGAAGCUGCCCCAAACAAACCCGUCCUUGGACGACUGUAUUUCGCAGGCAGCAUCCUUCUGUUCGUUUCGAGCUGUUGCCACUAAGACGGGCAUUGGUCAGGUAGUCGGCACGGUUCCAGGUGCAAGACGGCCGGGUGAGAAGCGCUCCCCCGCAUCCGAGACAAGCUUUUCUGCUGACGCGGGCCAGCAAACGGUCCAAGCGGAACUCCGGUACGUCGGAGGAUGCAUCGGAUGGUAGCGACGUGCUGGCUGCAAAGAGGAAGUGUAUGCAUUCAUCUCAAACGGCUCAAGAUAGCAACGACAAAAACUCGGUCUCUAACAUUGCCACCCCCAAUGACAAGCAAAGUGAUACCCGGAAUGCGAAGCCUUGUGGUGAGCCGGACCCAAAGAAUGUCGCGCUGCAAUUAAAAAAGGCACAAAAGUCAGUGAAGAGUGCAUCUGAUCUGCCAGAACAGAAUCUAAAAAAGAAACUGGAUGUCAUAAAGGCCAAAAUUGAGGCUCGAAUGCAGUCGUUUUCUAGAUAUCCGUUGAUAGUCAAUCCCCACAAAGUGACGCCCGUCGAUGCAAAACCUUCGGCCAAGUCUUCCGCCGAAGUUAAAGAACAUCCUUCCGGGAAAACCCCGACCACUGCAUCACGAGGAUCCAUAUCUACGGAAACAUCACUCACCAUGAGCUCUUCUAAGCCCAAGCCCAAGAAAGCGCGGCGGAAGCAGCGGCCGACGGACUCUCUCGCCCAGGUCGUCACCCCGGCUGCGGUCCCCUCCAAAGCCGCCAGCGCCGAUCCAGCGCUGAAGAUUCAGUCCGAAGGUCCCAUCCAGGGCCGCCCGAGCGGGUCCAGCGGCAGCCAGACUCAGACAGAUGUACAGCACGGCGAUAUGGUCGCGCCAUGGGGCUCGCAGGCUGCGGCUGCCGCCAAGCCUCCGCGGUACGUCAUACCCAAGCUGCCGCGAACCGGGCUGGAGUCGAAGCCACCGUGGGCCGGUCCGUCUCCUGCGGCCAACCGCUCGGCUGCGGGUGCGCUGCCGUCCGCAGACGCGCUGCCCCAGUUCGGGGACGAGACAUCGCGGCUAGGAGGCGCCGUGCUCGCCCCCGGGCAGCCGACCGUGACCAGGGCGCUCGAUGACGAUGGCACGGCGUCGUCGCUGCCCGCCGAAGACGAUCAAGUGGAGCUGAUGGACUGCGAUGGACCAGAGCUCAACGAGGAGGAGGUCCUCUCACAGAUCGCCUUUCUCCGGGGUCGGGGUGAGAUCUCGGACCUGAACUGGGGCACGGACACGGCCAGCCUCGCCACCAGCUUGGGCGCGGACGCAACUGGCCCCACCCCCAGAUGGGGUGCGGACACGGCUGUGCCCGGCCGGGACAGGAGCACCGUCACCGGGUCGCCGGGCCAGGAGCCCGCCCACCGGCUGACAGUCGUCGUCGACACGAACGUGCUGAUCCACGGCGUCGGUUUCGUGCUGGACGUGCGAGACUCGCUGUUGGACGGCGCGCGGCCGCUGCUGCUGAUCCCGUGGGUGGUGGUGCAGGAGCUGGACAAGCUGAAGCAGGACAAUCGGCACCGCGCCGGCCACGAGGCAGACGUGGCGCAGAAGGCGCGCGCCGCCAUCAACUUCCUGCUCGAAUGUUUCCAGGCCCACCACCCGUUCGUCAAAGGCCAGACGAUGGCGGAGGCGGCGGCCGCGCGCGGCCAGCUGAAGUCGCACCUGGCCGACGACGCCAUCUUGGAGUGCUGCCUGGCCACCGGCGGCGAUGUGAUGCUGCUCUCGGACGACAAGAACCUGCUGACCAAGGUGCUGCUACAUGGGCUGCGCGGCGCCAGCCGGCAGCAGCUGAUGCAGAGCGCCGACCGCAGCGGCACGGCUGAAAACACUCCCGUAACGAAGGAUAAUAUGUUGUGCAUCUCAAAGAUCGUGCUCCGGAAAGCGCUGUCGUAUGUGAUCCGCCGGGAGAUGGCGGUGGUGUACGGCCCCGCUUGGUCCACGAUGGAGGGCGCGCGCCGUCCCUGGUGGUCUCUGCGGGACUUGCUCGCCUGCCUCUGCACCUACCUGAAGGCCGUGUUCCGGCCCGUGUUCGCCGAGCGCUGGACACAGUGGCAGCAGAUGCUCCGGCUGGCCACGCGGGCCGUGCUCUCCCAGGACGAGGAGCGUGCGCUGUGCGCCGGCGUGGCGACACUGCUGCCGCAGCUGCAGCCGGCCGACCACUACGGACGCCGUCAUGGGCGCCGAUGA
Pollicipes pollicipes is the source of this 2662-nucleotide messenger RNA. It is a transcript of the gene Swt1, whose product is annotated as Swt1 RNA endoribonuclease. Bases 701 to 2662 code for a protein of 653 amino acids. Gene Ontology annotation, cellular component: nucleus. The transcript is spliced from 10 exons. The record is from RefSeq and is a predicted model, not a curated record. Lineage: Eukaryota; Metazoa; Arthropoda; Thecostraca; Pollicipedomorpha; Pollicipedidae.